Odocoileus virginianus texanus is the source of this 303-nucleotide messenger RNA. NCBI's taxonomy places the organism in Eukaryota, Metazoa, Chordata, Mammalia, Artiodactyla, Cervidae. The record is from RefSeq and is a predicted model, not a curated record.
CCAUGGGGAACACGCUGACCUGUUGCGUGUCCCCCAAUGCCAGCCCCAAGUUGGGCCGGCGCGCGGGGCCGGCAGAGCCAGACUACGAGUUUGAGGUCUACGAGGCGGCGGCCGGAGACGCGGUGGCCGUAGCACCGGCGCCCGCUGCCGUGGAACCCACCGAGUUGGAUUUCGGAGCGGGUGAAGGCCACCAGCUGCAGCACAUCAGCGACCGGGAGAUGCCCGAAGACUUAGCUUUGGAAUCAAACCCUUCUGACCACCCAAGGGCAAGCACAAUUUUCCUGAGCAAAUCUCAAACGGACG